Messenger RNA from Fimicolochytrium jonesii, 1317 nucleotides. RefSeq lists its product as uncharacterized. Bases 227 to 1054 code for a protein of 275 amino acids. Lineage: Eukaryota; Fungi; Chytridiomycota; Chytridiomycetes; Spizellomycetales; Powellomycetaceae. The transcript has a single exon. The record is from RefSeq and is a predicted model, not a curated record.
GACGUGAUGUGCUGUUGGCGCAUGGCUGUCUCUCUUUUUUCCUCUUCCGAGUUACAGGGGGUUGAGCAGGGAUUUUUGGUCUAUUUAAGCUGGGGGUGGAAUUGAGCAGGUCCGUCUCGUUUUUUUCAUUCCAGACACACAACAAGCAAGCAAACAACAAGCAAGCAAGCAGCUUCUGCGCUCUUCCACUCCCUCUUCAACCUUCGACACCAAACCAACAGCAAAAAUGAAGUUCGCAUCAGCAGCCCUCUCUCUCACCGCCUUCUGCGCGCUCACCAUCACCCACGUCGCAGCCCACGGCGCCAUCAUCGGCGCGAAAGGCGUCGCUGGCCCCGCCGGCCGCGCCCUCGGCAUAGAUCCCGCCACCCCCCGCGACGGCAAAGGCCGCAACCCCUUCCAACAAGACACCUCCAUCAUCCGCGACCGCGACAUUGCCUCCGGUAGAGCAUCCGCCUGCGGCCGCACGCUCGCCGGCGGGACCAACGACAUCGCCGCCGGCGUCGCGGCGCUCACGCAGGAACUCGGGGGGCUCCCCGAAGUCGCCGCGGGGCAACCGCUCGAACUGACCGUGCACCAGAUCAACGGCGACGGAGCCGGCCCAUACACAUGCGAGGUCGACCAGAGCGGCACGGGCGACAACUUCCAGGCCGCGCAGAUCACCACCAACCUCCCCGGCCGGCGCGGCAACAACCGCGCCACGCAGCUGACCGACCAGCCGCUGGUCGUGCAGAUGCCCGCCGCGUUGAAGUGUGCCGGUGGCGCCGCCGGCAAUAUGUGUCUCGUGAGGUGCAGGAACCCCGCGAGGGCGGGUCCGUUUGGUGGGUGUGUGCCCGUUACCCAGGGGGCGGCUACGGCUACCGCUGCGGGCGCUGAGACAGCUGCUGCUACGGCUGCCCCUGCGGCUGGUGGUGAAGUCGCAGCACCCGCCGCUGGUGAAGUCGCCGCACCCGCCGCCGGUGAAGCCGCAACCAACGCCGAAACCGCCGCCGCGCUCGAAACCCGCCAAGAGGCCGAGGCCGACGACGCCGACGACGAGGACGAGGAUGACGAGUAGAUUCCUCCUCCUUACCUCACCCCCACCCCCUCAAAUGUAACAUAGUUGUAAAGCCUCCCCCCCAUCUCCUUCCUUUCACAUCUGUCCAGCGCUUUUUACCCCCGUCCGACUCUUCAAGAGACCGCGGCCAUAUCUGUACAUUCUACGCAUUCCCACUGGACGGGUCUUGUAAAUACACCCCACCCACACCCUCUGUACAUAGCUCUGCAUAUAUAUCACUGGUCAAAAAAAGGACAUACUUUGGGAAUCUCCCACCCCAUUUG